Podospora anserina S mat+ is the source of this 582-nucleotide messenger RNA. RefSeq lists its product as uncharacterized. Gene Ontology annotation, cellular component: nucleus. Gene Ontology annotation, molecular function: protein phosphatase 1 binding; protein serine/threonine phosphatase inhibitor activity. Bases 1 to 582 code for a protein of 193 amino acids. The transcript is spliced from 2 exons. Lineage: Eukaryota; Fungi; Ascomycota; Sordariomycetes; Sordariales; Podosporaceae. The record is from RefSeq and is a predicted model, not a curated record.
AUGUCCUCCAACGAUACCCCCUCCCACCCAACAACCCAACAGCACCAACGCGAACCCAGAACAGGCACCAUAUCAACCACCCAAACAAUCAUCACAACCUCAACCUCCCCCCCACAAGCCAUCCUCCGCCUCCGUGGUGCCCACGCCCCCAGUUCACGAACGGUGCAAUGGUCAGAAGACGUCAUAGACAAUGAAGGUCUGAACCGCAAGAAGUCAAAAGUAUGCUGCAUCUACCACCGCCCCAAAGGCGUCGACGAAUCCUCCUCCGAAUCCUCCUCCUCUGACUCUUCCGACUCCGACUCGGAUUCCGAUGGUGGAAAGGGUGACCUCGACCGACAAGGGAAAUCAGAUGGUGGGAGAAGACGUGUUCACAAUCACAACGACGACGACAAGUGCAACGGACAUCAUCAUCAUCAUCACAGCAGGGGAAGGAAAAAGAACGGGGACGAGGGGGGGAGUAAAAGAAGAAAGAGAAAGCCGAGCCCGAAUGCGUAUGAGAAGAUGCCUGAUUAUGGGAUUAAACCGCCUGGAAAGGGGAAGGAUAAGGACACUUCUGGAGAUGGGGGGCCGAUGAAGGCUUAG